AUGUCAGCUAAUCCUUUUCAAAAUAUCGGCAAAAACGCAGCAUACCUAUGUGGUUUUGCGAUCCUAUCCGUUUUGGCCGUGAAGGCCGCCAUCAGAGGGCGGCGUGAUGCCCAGUUCGAUAGGUUUGGGGAGAAAUCUCAAGGCAGGGACGAUUACUACAAAAAUCUCGCCAAUGUGCGGCCUGGUUUCCCGAUUUCCCAAGCGGACGAUGGGUCUGGAAGGAAAAGCGAUUUCCAAGGUUCUGGGCUCAGUUAUCUGAGUCGAAAGCGUGGCGACAAACUAGGCUUUUGGGAUAGAAGAAGAGACGAGUAA
This is a messenger RNA of Lachancea mirantina, 312 nucleotides long. The record is from the annotation of a GenBank genome assembly. NCBI's taxonomy places the organism in Eukaryota, Fungi, Ascomycota, Saccharomycetes, Saccharomycetales, Saccharomycetaceae.